This is a messenger RNA of Urocitellus parryii (Arctic ground squirrel), 2603 nucleotides long. It is a transcript of the gene Armcx3, whose product is annotated as armadillo repeat containing X-linked 3. Lineage: Eukaryota; Metazoa; Chordata; Mammalia; Rodentia; Sciuridae. The record is from RefSeq and is a predicted model, not a curated record. Gene Ontology annotation, cellular component: mitochondrion. Gene Ontology annotation, molecular function: protein binding.
UCCUUCUUGUCCUGGUCGUUGUUCCCGUCUGAGUACCAGCUCCCCAUUGCCCUGAGGGCGGGCGGGCCAGAGGCAGAGGGAAGAAAGAGGAGGAGAAGGAAAUUGUCCCGGAUUCUUGCAGCUGUGUCUUCCUGACCACCGCACUGUGUCUAGUGGGUCCGAGCCUCUCCUGGGUGGCCAGUCUUUCCGUAGGUUACGGCACAACGCCAGACAAGAGAAGAGGAAGGAAAUUAACCCUGAUCGGUGAAGGUCGAUUUGAGGGUCUGCUGUAGCAGGUGGCACCGUUUGAAGCUAGGGAGGAAGUUUCCCAGGAUCGGUAGAGAUUGAAAGAUUAUUGGGCGUGGCACACACCCCCAGCCAAGAGAAAAAGAAGCAAACUGCCUAUUUCAAAGAGGUCCACCUCCAGAAUCAGUAUUGUGGUCUUGAAGAGACGGAAGAUCACCCUCUACAGACCUACUUUCAGGCCCACAACCCUCUUUCCCUACCCUGAGUGACUACUCUGUUCCUUGGUCCCUGCUGUUGUCAGGGACGAUUGCAUGGGCUACGCCAGGAAAGUAGGCUGGGUGACUGCAGGCCUGGUGAUUGGGGCUGGCGCCUGCUAUUGCAUUUAUAGACUGACCCGGGGAAGAAAACAGAGCAAGGAGAAAAUGGCAGAGGGUGGCUCUGGGGAUGUGGAUGAUUCUGGGGACUGUUCUGGGGCCAGGUAUAAUGACUGGUCUGAUGAUGAUGAUGAUAGUAAUGAGAGCAAGAGUAUAGUGUGGUACCCACCUUGGGCCCGGAUUGGGACAGAGGCUGGAACCAGAGCUAGAGCCAGGGCAAGGGCCAGGGCUACCCGAGCACGUCGAGCUGUCCAGAAACGGGCUUCCCCUAAUUCAGAUGAUACUGUUUUGUCCCCUCAAGAGCUACAAAAAGUUCUUUGUUUGGUUGAGAUGUCUGAAAAGCCUUAUAUUCUUGAAGCAGCUUUAAUUGCUCUGGGUAACAAUGCUGCUUAUGCAUUUAACAGAGAUAUUAUUCGUGAUCUGGGUGGUCUCCCAAUUGUUGCAAAGAUUCUUAAUACUCGGGAUCCCAUCGUUAAGGAAAAGGCUUUAAUUGUCCUAAAUAACUUGAGUGUGAAUACUGAAAAUCAGCGCAGGCUUAAGAUAUACAUGAAUCAAGUGUGUGAUGACACAAUCACUUCUCGCUUGAACUCAUCUGUACAGCUGGCUGGACUAAGAUUGCUUACGAAUAUGACUGUUACUAAUGAGUAUCAGCACAUGCUUGCUAAUUCCAUUUCGGAUUUUUUCCGUUUAUUUUCAGCGGGAAAUGAAGAAACUAAACUUCAGGUUUUGAAACUCCUUUUGAAUUUGGCUGAAAAUCCAGCUAUGACUAGAGAAUUGCUCAGGGCCCAAGUGCCAUCUUCACUGGGUUCCCUCUUUAAUAAGAAAGAGAACAAAGAGGUUAUUCUUAAACUUCUGGUCAUUCUUGAGAAUGUAAAUGACAAUUUUAAAUGGGAAGAAAAUGAAUCUACUCAGAUUCAAUUCGGUGAAGGGUCACUAUUUUUCUUUUUAAAAGAAUUUCAAGUGUGUGCUGAUAAGGUUCUGGGAAUAGAAAGCCAUCAUGAUUUUUUGGUGAAAGUAAAAGUUGGAAAAUUCAUGGCUAAACUGACUGAGCAUAUGUUCCCAAAGAGCCAGGAAUAAUUUCUUGACUUUGUAGUUUAGAAGCAACACACAUUGUAAACUAUUCCUUUUCUCCACCUUGUUUAUAUGGUAAAGGAAUCCUUUCAGCUGCCAAUUUUAAUGAAUACCAUAUUGUAUCAUCAAUGCUGAUAUUUAACCAAGUUGGUCUUCAGGUUUAAGCUGGAUAAAUGAAUAUCACUACUUGUUCUGAAAACAUGUUUGUUGCUUUUUAUCUCGCUGCCUAGAUUGAAGUAUUUUUUACUAUUUCCUCUACGUAAGUGACAGUGAACCAAUUCGUCAUGAGUAAGCUCCUUUUGGUCAUUUGCAAUGAUUUCAUUUGUGUAUCAUCAAUAAAGUUAUGUGUUAAUGCUGGAAAGAAAAAAGAAAGAAGAAAGAAAGAAAUGAUUCUUGUCCUUUGGUUUAUAAUCUAGUUGGAGAGAUAAGAAACAUACAAACCAAAAGAUAACUGAGGAUAUCCAGAGCAGACACUCAUUGUCAGAUGUGUGCCCUCAGAGCACAGAGGAGGCAAAGGAUUCUGUGGGAUAUGCCAGUCAGCUAAAGUUUCAUGGAGGAGAUGGAUUUGUAAAUGAGCCCUGGAUAGGGUAUGGUGGUUAGGAUGUUACAGAAUCCAGGAGAGAAUGGUGUGAGAAAGGCAUUAAGGUAGGAACCUUCUUCCUAUGAUAGUCUGAGAGCAGCCUGCUUGCAGUGGACAGCAUGGGCAAUAGGAGUGAAUAAAUGAGGAAAGUUAGGUGAAGACAGUUGUAGAAAGCUGUUUCAAUUUUGUCUCACUGGACGCUGAGAGUCACUAAAUAUUUUUGGCUAAAAAAAUAUUGGAAUCCACAUAAAUGAACCCCUCUCUCCUGUGCAGUGUCAGUGAGGGUGUGGCAAAACGGACCCUAACAAAUCCUAGUGGUGGCAGUUUGCUAAUUCAUAUCAUAAGCCUUAAAA